This is a messenger RNA of Chelonoidis abingdonii (Abingdon island giant tortoise), 4931 nucleotides long. NCBI's taxonomy places the organism in Eukaryota, Metazoa, Chordata, Testudines, Testudinidae. The record is from RefSeq and is a predicted model, not a curated record.
GAAUAUAUUGUUAAGUAACAGUGAAAGGCUGAGCAGGUGGCAUUCCUGAGUCCUAAGCCCCCCUCAGAUACUGCCCUGUAUAGUUGGUGGGAGGAGGAGGGGAAUAAAUAGGUGCCUCAGUUUCCCCAUUUUUUAAAAAAGUAUAAAUCGGGGUAGAGGAGGAGGGAAGAGGGAGAGAGAAGACAUCCUGUCCUGGCAAAGGUGUUGGUGCUUAAGUACUUGGUUAUUCUCCUCCACUUCCCAGUUCUUAAUUCAGCCCUAUAUUAAAGUCAGUGGGAGCUUUGGGUGCACAAGGAAUGAAGGAUCAGGCCCUUCCGAUUUGUAGGCCUUGAUCUCAGCUACUCUGUGUUGAUGAAUCUCUGGGCAGCUCACUGUAGGAUCAGGGCCUAGCUGAUCAUUAUAAGAUAUUUACACAUACUGGCUGAAUAUGAGCUCAGUAAUAAUUUAUUAAUGGUUUAUUUUUUGCAUUAGCUUGUUAUUUUUUUAUAUUUACAUUUGUCUGAAAAAGUUACUAGAUUAUCUCACAUGGAGAUUGUAUUUAAUGGGAAAAAAAACUAACCCUGUCCAUAUAGUAAAUGAAUCCCAUGCUGUUUGGCUGUGGAGAGAGAGCACUGUGCAAGGGAAAGGCCAGAGAGGGGAGCUGCUGCGUAGCUUUCACCAGGGAAAGCUCCUGGUUGUCCUUGAUUAGUAGCCACAUUGUCUUUUGUUUGUUUUUCUCCUUGCUGGUGAGUGGAAAACUCAUUUUCUUCUGGGCCUCAGUGCAAUGAUCCUCUGGCAGCUAGAUCAGCCCUGGCUUCCCUCAGAUGGACUUGCCGCAUGGCUUCUUGUAGCUGGGUUUGUACUGUGUAUGUUGUGAUUUACUAGUGCAGUUUUCUCCUCGAUGUAGACAUCAUGUUGUACAAACUGUUUGACUGCUCCUCUUAACAGCUUUUCUAUUACUUUCAAAUUGCUAGAAAUCCUCUUUAAGGGCUCUGCAAGCAAUUACAAAUUGUCUUUUAGAGCAGUAUUAGUAGGUUGUAACAUAAAUGUCCCUAGACAUGAUGACAGAUUUGGAGGCACUCAAAAAUGUGGUUAAUCCUCUGUUUUUUCUAUCCACAGUUGUGUGGCUCUCACCCUGAUUCUAAUAGUUGGGUUUAAAAGGAGAAUAUCAGCUGCUUUGGAUUGGUGUUUACAUUGUGGUUCUUUAACAUCAUUUGUCUACCCGCCUCCCCACACCAUGGUUUUAGGCCUUUUCUUUUGACAUCUCAAGUAGAGCUGUACAUGAAAGUUUUCUCACUAGCCCUGCAUGGGAGGGACUUCAAGAUACGAAUUUCUUGUUUAGUAGCAACCAUUUUUCAUUUGAUUUUUCAGAUGGUGUUUUGAUUUAGCAUGACUUCAUUUAUGUAAGUGUAUAUGAAAAUUAUUCUAUAGGGAACAUGCCGUGUGGCCUACAAAUAUGACCAGUUAAAUUAAUUCAGAUUUGUCUUCUGUUCUUGCUUUGAAAAUGAUAGUUUAAGACCGUUCCUACACAAAUCAUAAGACAAAUGUUAAAUUUGUUCUCUGUAUAGACAACAGUACAGAAAACUCUUUUAUAAUGGAGUUUAAUUAUUCUUUUGCUAGAGUUGCGUAAUACCGAGUGACUACCAUACAAUGGGCUGGAUUCAUCAAAGACCAGAGGCUGAGCCUUGAAAACAUGACUCUUGUGGCUCUUCGUGUAGUCCUGACUACUCUGUAUUUAUGCUGCCACAGAAAGAACUGGUUACACUCAGAGGAGAAACACGUCAGCUGCAGGGAAGCAUGUACUAAGGACUGAAAUGAAUUUGCAGCCAAAGGAUCCACAUCAUGAAUAGAUACACUACUAUCAAACAGCUUGGCGAUGGGACAUAUGGCUCCGUCCUCCUAGGGAGAAGCAUUGACUCUGGAGAGCUAAUUGCCAUUAAAAAGAUGAAGAGAAAGUUCUACUCUUGGGAGGAAUGCAUGAAUCUUCGAGAGGUUAAGUCUUUGAAGAAAUUAAACCAUGCCAAUAUAGUAAAACUGAAAGAAGUUAUCAGGGAAAAUGAUCAUCUUUAUUUUGUGUUUGAAUACAUGAAGGAAAAUCUUUACCAAUUGAUGAAAGAAAGAAACAAACUGUUUCCUGAAUCUACAAUUAGGAAUAUUAUGUAUCAGAUCCUGCAAGGGCUUGCAUUUAUCCAUAAACAUGGGUUCUUUCACAGAGACUUGAAACCUGAAAACCUCCUUUGCAUGGGACCAGAACUUGUGAAAAUAGCGGACUUUGGCUUAGCCCGAGAAAUCCGAUCUAGGCCUCCUUAUACAGACUAUGUAUCUACAAGAUGGUAUAGGGCUCCUGAAGUUCUUCUGAGGUCCACCAGUUAUAGCUCUCCCAUUGACAUCUGGGCUGUCGGCUGUAUAAUGGCAGAGGUUUACACAUUAAGGCCUCUAUUCCCUGGUGCCAGUGAAAUCGAUACUAUAUUCAAGAUUUGCCAAGUACUGGGGACACCGAAAAAGAAUGACUGGCCUGAAGGCUACCAACUUGCAGGUACCAUGAAUUUUCUCUGGCCCCAGUGUGUACCUAACAACCUAAAGACCCUAAUUCCUAAUGCUGGCAGUGAGGCAGUUCAGCUCAUGCGAGACAUGCUACAAUGGGACCCCAAAAAGCGACCAACAGCUAGUCAGGCACUUCGAUAUCCCUACUUCCAGGUUGGGCGCACACUGGGCACCUCUCUCUGCAUUCAGGAACUGGGCAAGCAGCCGAAAGAACUCCAUGAUAAAGCAGCACUGCACCAUGUUAAACCGGUCCCUCCUGCACAGCCCCCUCCCAAACCUCAUGCCCAUCUCUCAUCUAGACCAUUCCAGCAAAGCCAGUCUUCCCAGUACCUCAUGUACCCGUAUAAAGCAGACUCCUUGGUGACUGACCACGGGAUCCGGUUAAGAGAGGACGAGCCUGCUCAGGUGCUUCUGCCAGCACUUUGUAGUCAAGUUCCUCAGAAGAAAAUACCAGUUGGGACAGAGAACACGAAUGGUGAACUUAAACCAAAGACUAGGCGAAGAUGGGGACACGUUACUAGAACAACGAAAGAUUCUGAAGAGUGGGAUGACUUGGAAGACUUUGAUUUUAGCUCUUCUCUCACCAGAACUGAUCUGAAAAACAAGAGGCAACAGAGCGAUGAAGCUCUUUGUAGGUUUGAAAGCAUUUUGGAUCUGAAGCUUUCAGACAAUCUAGGUUCUGGCAACAGUGCCCCUUCCCAUGCAUCCUUUCCACGUCAGGAUACACCCACCUUGCGAGUUUCUGCAGCCAAGCAGCAUUACUUGAAACAUUCUAGGUAUUUACCUGGGAUAAGCACAAGGAAGAGCAUAGUCUCCAGUUCAAGCAAGGAUUCUAUUACGUCUAAUCCAUGGCCCACUUCUAGUUUGCCUGGAAAAGCUUCAGGUGUGGGAGGAGGGGUCAAUGGAAUGAAUUCAGGGCACUCAGGAUCGAGCAGGUUGACCAGUGGUUAUAUCCCUUCAUUUCUGAAAAAGGAACUAGGCUCUGCUGGGCAGAGGAUUCAGUUAGCACCAAUUGUAGAUCCAUCUUCUAAUUAUGCUUCUCUGAAGUCUGUCAGACCUCAUAUUGGGCGGCCAUCAUUUAAUACACCUUCAAAAAGCACACCAGCAUUAAUGCCACGUCCACCGCCAAUUCAGCCAAUCCAUGGACGCACUGACUGGUCUUCAAAGUACGGAGCUCACCGGUGACUUGCAGAAAGCACUUUCUGUUGAAUCAGUGCACAUUUCUCAUGAAAUGGUGACCAAUGCUAGACCAUUUGCCAUGACUUUAUAAGCCUGUGAUUUAAAAAAAAACCCUAUCUUCUUUGAGCAAGACAUUUCAAGGCUUUUUUUUAGUUUUAUUUGUAUUGAUUUGAAUGCAAACUUAUACGUUUUUGUAUAAAAUUGUUUUGUUAUAUGAUCAGGUCCAAUUAUUUUCUUAAAACCAAUACACUUUGUAUAUAUGGCUCGAAGUUUUUGGCAUUUUAUACGAUAAACUUUGUAAUGAACUUGAUACAAAAUUAAUAUUUCCUUUGUCAGUUCCAAAUAUUUUAUAUAAGUAAAUAAAACGUAGCAGACUGAGGCAGUAUUGCAAAAGAGAUGCAAUUGUGAGAAAGAGGCAUUCACCAAAUAUUGUUUGUGAUUGUUAUGCUCUGAAUGGGAAGUAUUGAGGCAAGGCAGUCAAUCAAACUGAAUAACCCAGCCUUAUUUUAGUGCCAUGCUGCACCAGCUGGAUGUGAUUGUCAGUCUUUCACCUGCGUCGGGCUGACUUAACAUGAAAGACUAAGGACUUGAACUUGCUCACCUUGAGGUCAAUGGCAGGUGGAUUGGGCUCUAAAUCAAUCACAGGCUUAUUGAAGGGUGUUUUUUAGCUUUGGCUGGUGUUUGUAAAUUUGUCUUCACGCUGUUUGUGCUGCCUGUCAGUUUUUGAGUCCUCGGGUUGAUCUUGCAAUCCCAAGGCCAAAUCCCCACUAACCAUACUGUGAUUUUGGCCUGAAUGAGACCAGCAGGAUCAGGCUGCUAGUUUGACUACAUUCCGCCUGUUUGUAAUGCUAUCUCCGUUCAAUAAGUAUUCUGUGGGUUUUCCUCAUCUGUCCUGAAGUGCCACUUCAGACUUAACUGUUGUUGUCUUUCAGAGUGAAAAUAAAACAUGCUGCUAGGGGGCUGCUCCUAUUAGUCAAUUAUAACUUUCCUAAAGACUUCCAUGAAGCAAAGUCAGGCCCUGUUUUCACAGGGCAAGUAGGAGCUGGAGAAAUAUUUGAGGCAAUAUUGUAUAUGACAAAGCUGGUUCACAGGCACAGUAACAUAGUAUUAAUGAUGCACCAGCAGCGAAGUUUAAGAAACUAUAUAUGCAGCUGAUUUAAUUUCUAUUGCUUUGGUUUCCAGCCUGAUUCCCUUUAUAUAUCCAGAUUCAGUUUUUAUAAACAAGUAAA